Coregonus clupeaformis (lake whitefish) is the source of this 1440-nucleotide messenger RNA. RefSeq names its product keratin, type I cytoskeletal 42-like. Gene Ontology annotation, molecular function: structural molecule activity. The transcript is spliced from 9 exons. The record is from RefSeq and is a predicted model, not a curated record. Lineage: Eukaryota; Metazoa; Chordata; Actinopteri; Salmoniformes; Salmonidae. The coding region runs from base 1 to 1086 and encodes 361 amino acids.
AUGGAAGAGAGAGUUACGGAGAAACUGAUCAUUAAAGCAAAAAAGCACGUGCGCUCUCUAGAGGCAGCCAAUAGCAAGUUGGAGCUGCAGAUCAAAGAGUUCUACGAGAUGAGAUCACCGACUCACAAGAAGGACCUCAGUGGGUUCUAUGCCACCAUCACAGACAUCCGCAACAAGAUCCAUGCCAGGUCUGUGGAGAACUCUCAGAUAAUCCUGCGGGUGGAUAAUGCCAGACUUGCAGCUGAUGACUUCAAGAUGAAGUUAGAGACGGAGGCUAACAUGCGUAUGACGAUGGAAGGGAAUGUGACUCGUCUGAGAGGAGUCCUGGACAGCUUUACACUCACCAGAGGAGACCUGGAGAUGCAGAUUGAGGGGCUGAAGGAGGAGCUGGCCUACAUCAGGAAGAACCACGAGGAGGAAACCUCCUCGAUGCGGCCGCAGCAGUGUGGUGCUGUGAAUGUGGAGAUGGACUGUGCUUCCUCAGUGGACAUGAGCAAGGUGCUGGAGGAGAUGAGGACCCAGUAUGAGGGCAUGGUGGCGAAGAACCAGAGAGAUGCUGCCAAGUGGUUCGAGAGCAAGGUGGAGGUGCUUCAGAACCAGAUCACCACCAGCACCACAGAGGUCAAGACCUCUCAGUCUCAGGUGACCGACCUGAAGAGGACCUUCCAGAGCCUGAACUGCAUUACAUUUGACAUUUUAAAGGGGUACCUGGAGCAGAGUGUCACUGAUAUAAUUGGUCGCUAUGGCUCCCAGCUGAGCCAGCUGCAGGUUCUUAUCAACAGCAUGGAGGAGGAGCUUCAGCAGCUCAACGUCAGCAUCCAGCAGCAGGCCUCCGAGUACCAGAUCCUCCUGGACAUCAAGAUGAGGCUGGAGAUGGAGAUCGCUGAGUACAGGAGGCUGCUGGAUGGAGAGGGACUCAGACAUGUGGAGACCCGACAGGAGGUCAGGAAAGUGAUCGUGGUCGAAAAGGUCCAGGAAGUACAACAAGACCAGGAAGUGGUGGCAGAGUACAACCCACAUAUGCAGAAGCGUGUAAGGGUGAUCGUUGAGGAGAUGGUUGAUGAGAAGGUCCAGGAUAUAAACUAACUGAGAAGGCCAGAUAGUUCCGGAAUCUGGUGAAGUUGUAAUGGAUCACACAUACCCCUGCAAACGGGGGUUCAAGCCUCGUCUAUAUAUAUAUGUCAUGGUCGCAUACUGUAAUAUUUCUCUUUUGGCAGGAUUGCAUCAGCUGAAUGAUAACUGAUGUAAUUUACUCAUGUUACCUUAUAAUUCUUAUAUGGCUCUAUCAUAUAGCAAAUGGAAUAUUAUUUAUAGAAUGUGUUUUUCCUGUUGUUCCAUUCGUUGCCACCAGGUGGCAUUUCUCUCAUUUAAACAUAUUUGGCCAGCUCAAUUAAAAGUGGAAACAGAUUAUUACAGUUGCAUAAGUGACAUCAGGGAAAA